Molecule: messenger RNA, 3124 nt
Organism: Ochotona princeps (American pika)
Lineage: Eukaryota; Metazoa; Chordata; Mammalia; Lagomorpha; Ochotonidae
Gene: CMTR2
Product: cap methyltransferase 2
Exons: 2
Coding region: 65-2359 (764 amino acids)
Biological process (GO): 7-methylguanosine mRNA capping
Cellular component (GO): nucleus; cytoplasm
Molecular function (GO): methyltransferase cap1 activity
Source: RefSeq, a predicted model, not a curated record
CUCGGGCAGCCGCGUCGGGGCUUUCGGCCGAAGCGUGACCCGCAGAUUUUAAUUUGGCUUGAAAAUGAGUAAGUGCAGAAAGCCCCCAGUUCAGCAGAUGGCAGAGCCAGAGGCUUUUAGCCCAGAGGUACUUGCUGACAUUUCUGAACUGUUCACCAAGAACUUCCCUUACAGCAAGCCACUCAAUGGUGAGUGGCAGCUGCCAAGUCCGCAAGAGAUUUUCACCUGUGACCACUCAGAACUGACUGUGUUUCUUGAUCUGAAACGUUCCCUAAAUGAAGUGAAAAACCUAUUGAGUGAUAAGAAGCUGGAUGAGUGGCACGAGCACACAGCCUUCACAAACAAAGCGGGGAAGAUCAUCUCUCACGUGAGGAAAGCUGCGAAUGCCGAGCUCUGCACCCAGGCGUGGUGUAAGUUCCAUGAGAUUUUGUGCAACUUUCCACUCAUUCCGCAGGAAGCUUUUCAGAACCAAAAACUGAAUUCUGUGCACCUCUGUGAAGCUCCUGGGGCUUUCAUCGCUAGCCUCAAUCACUAUUUAAAGUCCUACCAGUUCCCCUGUGAAUGGAGUUGGGUAGCAAAUACCCUAAAUCCGUACCAUGAGGCAAAUGACAAUCUGAUGAUGAUUAUGGAUGACCGACUAAUUGCGAAUACAUUGCGUUGGUGGUACUUUGGUCCCGAUAACACUGGUGACAUCAUGACCCCAAAGUACCUGACCGGACUGCAGCAUUUUGUAAGCAACAUGGCGACCGUGCACCUGGUCACUGCGGAUGGGAGUUUUGACUGCCAAGGGAACCCAGGUGAGCAGGAGGCCCUGGUCUCCUCUUUGCAUUACUGUGAAGCUGUCACCGCUCUGACCACUCUUGGAAAUGGUGGCUCUUUUGUCCUGAAGAUGUUUACUUUGUUUGAACAUUGCUCCAUCAACCUGAUGUACCUGCUGAACUGUUCAUUUGACCAAGUCCAUGUUUUCAAACCUGCAACUAGCAAGGCAGGGAACUCAGAAGUCUAUGUGGUGUGUCUCCGCUACAAGGGAAGAGAAGCCAUCUCUCCUGUGUUAUCAAAGAUGACGCUGAAUUUUGGGACCGGAAUGACCAGGAAAGCUCUCUUUCCCCAUCAUGCAAUUCCCAAGUCCUUCCUUAAAAGACAUGAAGAAUGUUGUACUUUCUUUCAUAGAUAUCAGCUGGAGACUAUUUCCCAAAACAUCCGUCUGUUUGAGUGCAUGGAAAAAGAGGAGCAAGAGAAACUGAAUAAUCUAAGGGAUUGUGCUGUGCAAUAUUUCAUGCAGCAAUGUCAACUGAAACCUCUUUCCAAAAAUAACCGGUUAGUAAAAAAAUCUAAUAUUGGUUGUAGUACAAAUACAAAGUGGUUUGGGCAGAGGAACAGAAAUUUCAAAACUUACAAUGAAAGGAAGAUGCUGGAAACCCUUUCGUGGAAGGAGAAAGUGGCCAAAGGGUACUUGAAUAGCUGGGCAGAAGAGCACGCCGUGUACCAGCCCGGGCAGAGCUCUCUGUUGGAAGGGACAGCUUCCAACCUUGAGUGUCACUCCUGGACUGUUUUAGAAGGCAAGAAACUGCCGAAGGUCAAAUGUUCCGCUUUCUGCGACGGUGAAGUCUUGAAGACUCUCAAUGAAGCAAUUGAGAAGUCAUUAGGAGGCGCUUGGGCUCUGGGUCCCAGGCCCAAACAGCAGUAUUGCUGUUCUUGCCACCUUUUUUCUGGCGACCUGGUGCUUUCUGAGGUGUUCAGCCUCAUCAGGUGCCUUCAGGAUGAGCAGGUUGCGGAAGCCAGCAACCCAACAAAGUGCCUGCUCGCGGGCUUGCCCGCUCUCUGGGAUAUCAAAAUGCACGUGCCCAUGGAAAUUUGCCUCUUGGAGUCAGCUGAACUCGUGACUUUCAGCUGUUCCUUGCUUCAUGAUGGAGACCCCACUUACCAGCGGUUAUUUUUGGACUGUCUUCUGCAUUCGCUACAGCAGCUUCAGGCAGGAGAUGUUAUGGUUUUGCCGAUACUUUCCUGUUUAACGAGAUUUAUGGCUGGUUUGAUUUUUGUUCUUCACAGCUGCUUCAGGUUCGUCACGUUUUGUUGCCCCACCUCCUCUGAGCCCCUGAGGACCUGCGCAGUUCUGCUGUGUGUUGGUUAUCAGGACCUUCCCAGUCCUGUUUUCCAGCACCUGCAGCAUGUGAAUGAACUUUUGAGCACUGCGCUUAACUCUGAUUCUCCCCAGCAGAUUUUACAAUUUGUGCCAAUGGAGGUGCUCCUUAAGAGGCCAUUACUUAAUUUCUUGUGGGAUUUGAAUGCUGCCAUUGCCAAAAGACAUUUACAUUUAAUUAUUCAGGGAGAGAGAGAACUCAGCAGCCUUGCAGUAUGAAAUGGGACGUGGCCUUUCUGAGAUUCAACUUUGUGACUUCUUGCAGUUUCUCGUGUUUAUUGCAUCCAUUGGCUCUCUUGAUUCGUUAUCUUUCGUUGGAGGACAAGGGCUGCUUCUGCAACCUCCAGCUUCUUGUCAUUCUGGAAAACCGUCCGCCAGUUUAGAUCUCCAGGAGGUUUCUGUCCAUCUGCUGGCCUGGAGUUGUCCCAGGAAGUGGUGGUGUUCAACCUUUAACAUGAGCCGUGGGUAUCAUGCAGGGUGUGGUCACACCUGUGCUUGCCUACGCAGGUGAGGUGGUCAGAUCUGCAGACUGGCACCCAUGUGCCUUCGUUUCAGGUGACUGGUGUUUUCCAGCUAACGACUUCUCAGUGACUCGCGCAGUUAAGGAGUUGACAGAGGUCGAUGAUGGAGGCGGCCAGUCGCUCCUCGGCAAUGCUGGUUUACUGCAGCCCUGGCCGCAGCAGUUGGGGCUUCCAGGGACCUCGUCUCGAUGUGUGCCAUUCAUAGUCCUUAGACCCCGUCCUGAUUUUAUGUCAAGUGAGAUGCAACUGGCAUGCUGGUUCUAUGAAUAUUUAACCAGCCACAACCAUCCAGCUAAAAAAAGAACGGAGCAGCUACAAACCAAAGAUUACGUUUAAAGCAAUGAAAAACUGUCUAAUCCUCUAUAAUCAUGAAAAGCCUAAUUUAGCUAUGAAAUUUUUGACUUGUAUGAAAUAAUCUGAAUGAAAGGACUUUUAACAUUUUGAAGUAUUUAUAGUGUCACUG